Stegostoma tigrinum is the source of this 3969-nucleotide messenger RNA. It is a transcript of the gene dnajc27, whose product is annotated as DnaJ (Hsp40) homolog, subfamily C, member 27. NCBI's taxonomy places the organism in Eukaryota, Metazoa, Chordata, Chondrichthyes, Orectolobiformes, Stegostomatidae. The transcript is spliced from 7 exons. The record is from RefSeq and is a predicted model, not a curated record. Gene Ontology annotation, molecular function: GTP binding; GTPase activity. The coding region runs from base 180 to 998 and encodes 272 amino acids.
GCCUGGCCACUGGUUGCAGUGGGAGCGGCGAUGUGAGUCUCGCGAGAUGCGUUUGCGGUUGGAGGCGGCGGAGGCACGGGCCUGGUCUGUGUGCCCGGGACUGAGCGGCGGGACACUGGAGGAGGAGGAGGCGGCGCAGAGGGACGGAGGUAGUGGCUGGGCCGCACUCCGCCGUCACCAUGGAAACCGAGCUGCAGAAACGCAGUGAAAACAAGAAGCCGCUGAGGGUGAAGGUGAUCAGUUUGGGGAGUGCCGAGGUGGGCAAGAGUUGUAUAAUUAAACGAUACUGUGAGAAGAGGUUUGUCCCAAAAUAUUUGGCAACUAUUGGAAUUGACUAUGGAGUGACAAAAGUGCAGGUGAGGGAUCGAGAGAUUAAAGUUAACAUCUUUGAUAUGGCAGGUCAUCCUUUCUUCUAUGAGGUGCGCAAUGAAUUUUACAAAGACACUCAAGGAGUGAUCCUUGUUUAUGAUGUUGGCCUGAAGGAUUCCUUCGAUGCACUGGAGGGCUGGCUUACUGAAAUGAAGCAGGAAUUGGGACCUCAUGGGAACAUGGAGAACAUUGUGUUCAUUGUCUGUGCUAAUAAGGUUGACUGUGGGAAGCGGCGUGUGAUCGAUGAGAGUGAGGGACGGCUUUGGGCAGAGAGCCGAGGGUUCCAAUACUUCGAAACAUCGGCGCAGUCUGGAGAGGGCAUUAAUGAGAUGUUCCAGGCAUUCUUCUCAUCAAUUCUGGAUUUGUGUGAGAAUGGUAAACGGCCUCAGUCCAGUGUGAGCUUAGGGUUUACGAAGGAGCAGGCAGACACCAUCCGCAGGAUACGUAACAGCAAGGAUAGUUGGGAAAUGCUGGGAAUGAAGCCUGGAGCCUCCAGGGAUGAAGUAAACAAAGCCUAUCGGAAAAUGGCCAUGCUGCUUCAUCCAGACAAGUGCCUCGCGCCAGGGAGUGAAGAUGCCUUCAAAGCUGUCGUCAAUGCACGAACUGUGUUGCUGAAAAACAUCAAGUAGAAGAGGGGAGUACCAUCAAGGUCCACUUUGACUCUGACAUUAGAGAUGAAAUUGUCCUCUGUCCAAACAGAGUAUUACACCAUCUGCAAUUCAGAUCUUGGUGGAAAUAAGGAUUCAGAAAAUGUGACUUAACAAUUGGAUGUAUGUUGCAGGAUUAAUAAACCUGAACAUUAAAAUUUGGUGUAAUUCUUACACUUGUUGAUAUAAUCUUGCUCAUUCCAAACACUAUGUAAAAGAAGGCAAGCUGCAGCAAUGUCGUUUAAAGGGAAAGAAGUUCAGAGAUGGUAGGCCACGUGUGAAGAGUAUUAAACAGGUCCACUGUUGAGGGAGGUAUGUAUUCCACGUUGAGAGAUGGAGGAUGAAAGGAAAUUGAGAUGUGCUGAAUGUGAGACCUUCAAGAAGCACAGAUGAGCAUUGGAAUAAUAUUGUAUUACUUCUCACCCACUUCGCAUGUUAUCCUAUUUCAGGUGUCCUAUUUAACAGCUCCUUCCUUUAGUACACAAAGCUUCACUUCUUCUGUUCAAAGAGCCUCAACACUAUGUUUGUCUAGGUUUCAGCUUGUGGGUGCUUCUCAGCAUGCUGCAGUAACAGGUCUUAAUUUGUAUCAUACGUGCUGCUCAUAAUGGAAGACCAGAUGAGUUUUCUUGCGGUCUUCCACAUGAUUUUAUUUUCAGAAAAUCAUCUUGGUGGGCAAUCACUGAGGCUAACCUAUGGUAUUUGGAGCGUAUCCACAACCAUCCGAAACUGAUACCUGCUGCAGGUUGUAAAAUCAAGUGUCACAAACCCUAUUUUUUACAACUGUCUUGAAUGAAGUUUGAGCCUUUCACCACUGGGCUGUUGGUCACUCAAUGUUUGCUGAAGGGCUCAUCAUCUUUCAUUUCUGAUCUGCUGGUUUAUGCCUUAGUAUUUUCUGAAAAUUGAUUGUAUUGACUUAGGCGAUGUUCCUGCUUUGUCUUUAUUUUAUUUCUGAAAGUACAUGGUGUUAUUGACUCUUGUUAAGGUGACACACCUCACCUGCCAAGCAGGUGUGUUUGAUUCUGUCACCCUGUUAGGCAACAUUGUCCAAGUGGCUUGAGUGAAGCAUUGGUGUUCUGUCCCACUUGUUAUUUAUAUCCCUCGGUUUGCUAGGGUGGUUGGCAUCACUUCCAGUUCUGUUUUUCAGUGGUCUGUAUAUCAAGGCCAGUUCGUUGUGUUUGUUGAUGGAGUUCUGGUUGGAAUGCCAGGCCUACAGGAAUUCCCUGGCAUGUCUCUGUUUGGUUUGUGCUAUUAUGGAUGUGUUGUCCCAGUUGAAUUUGUGUCCUUCUUUGUCUGUGUGUAUUGACAACACUGAGAAUUGAUCAUGUCUCUUGGAGGCUAGCUGGUGUUCAUGUAUCCUUUUUGUCAGUUUUCUUCCAGUUUGGCCUAUGUAAUGUUUCUCACAGUCCUUGCGUGGUAUUUCAGCACUUCAACUUCUAAGGUCCUCCUCACUCUGAAUAAGUCAUGCAUAUAGCUCUUCUAGAUGAAGAAGGGUCCUGACCCAAAACGUCAAGCUUUCCUGCUCCUCUGAUGCUGCUUGGCCGCUGUGAUCAUCCAGCUUCACAGCAUGGGAGGAAGCCCAGCUCGUCCCCUCCCCCCACUGCAUCCCAAAACCAGCCCAGUCUGUCCCCGCUUCCCUAACCUGUUCUUCCUCUCACCCAUCACUUCCUCUCACUUCAAGCCGCACCUCCAUUUCCUACCUACUAACCUCAUCCCGCCUCCUUGACCUGUCCGUCUUCCCUGGACUGACCUAUCCCCUCCCUACCUCCCCACCUAUACGCUCCUCUCCACCUAUCAUCUUUUCUCUCCAUUUUCGGUCCGCCUCCCCCUCUCUCCCUAUUUAUUCCAGAACCCUCACCCCAUCCCGCUUUUCUGAUGAAGGGUCUAGGCCCGAAACAUCAGCUUUUGUGCUCUUGAGAUGCUGCUUGGCCUGCUGUGUUCAUCCAGCCCCACACUUUGUUAUCAGGGAUGUUGAUAGUGCAGGUUAAGUGAAGGGAAUGUGAGAAUGGCAGAACAAUGUUGUGUCUACCUGCCAAACUUUAAAGAAUAGAUGGAACAUUGGAGUAAGGGGAGGGGAGAAACAACAUGGUGACAGAGAAUGUGACAAGUAAAGCUGAAAGAAAGGGAAGAAAUGGGAGUGAGUUCACAAUCUGAGAGUCUUGAACUCAAUAAUAAGUCCAGAAGGUUGGAAAAGUUGUCUGUGGAUGGAGAUCUUAUUUUAGACUAAGAUGGUGGAGGCGUAGGAUGCUCCAGCUAGAACUCAUUCACUCUGCCUGCUCUUCUUUUCUUCUUUCUCUUCUCAUUUUCUUCCUCCUGGUUUAUUUUUCCUUCUUCUUCUCCUUAUUUUCUUCCCUACGACUCCCAGCCUUCAACAACAAUUCCCAGCUUCCAUUGACGUCAGGCAAGGAGCGAUAACCCCCAGCCUCCAGUAAAUGAUAAUUCCCUGCAUCUGGUGAAGACUCCUGACCUGGCACAGUGGCCUGCCAUAGUGGUCUCUGGGCAUGGUGUGGUGUCCUCCUGGCCUACUGCAAUGGCCUCCUGGCAUGGCAUGUCAACCUUUCGGCCUCCCACAGUGGCUUCCUUGCCUUGGCGUGGGGACCUCCCAGUGCGGUGUAGCAAGGUGACCUCCUGGCCUGGCACAGCAGCCUACUCCCAUAGGGGCUUCCUGGAAUGGUGUGACAACCAACCAGCUUCUUGUCGCGGUCACCUGGCAUAGUGUGUCGCUGGUGGGGUGUGGAGGCAGGGCCCAGUGCUGACAGGAAGCUAAGUGUCAGUGUGAUCUGCUAUACUGAACUCUUUUCUGUAAUGCUGAAUAUUUUGUUUCAGUAACAAAUCUAGUAAUGAAAGAAGCUGUGCCGAUGUACUUUCAUAUCUAAGUCAGUGCUGUAGUUGGUGAUGUAUAAACUUUUCACUACACUCAUUGAAUAAGUGUGACAAUAAAGGGUAUUCUAUUCGA